This is a messenger RNA of Exophiala oligosperma, 435 nucleotides long. RefSeq lists its product as uncharacterized. The transcript has a single exon. Bases 1 to 435 code for a protein of 144 amino acids. The record is from RefSeq and is a predicted model, not a curated record. NCBI's taxonomy places the organism in Eukaryota, Fungi, Ascomycota, Eurotiomycetes, Chaetothyriales, Herpotrichiellaceae.
AUGGACAGAAAAUCAUUCAUCGACUUGAUCGACUCCGAGCAAGACGAGCACUUCAAACUACUCCAGGCCUUCGUUCGGGCUCCAUCUACCAACCCACCCGGGGACACACUAGACGCGGCCAACGUUCUCAGGGAGUCCUUGGAACGUCAGGGUGUGCCGGUCGGCGUGAUCGCACCGCAAGGGGCAUCGAAACCGAACCUGGUCGAGGACUUUGCUUGUGGGGAGGACGAUGACGGCGACAGCAGCGGCAACGGCGGUGGCAAGAAAGUCGUGAUGAAUGGACACAUCGACGUGUUCCCAGUCGACGAGUCGAGAGGGGGUGAGUGGAAACACGGUCGGGGCCCUUGGUCGGGUCACAACGACGGCAAGUUACAUCUGGGGAAGGGGCGGGGUGGACAUGAAGGCCGGAACGGCGGCGAGUGCGAUUGCAUUUGA